AUGUGGCCUUCAAAGCCGGCAACAACCUUUUACCUUCGGCAAGCGGACAGUAAUCAGCUCAGGUUCAUGUCCACCGAUAAGGGGGUUCCUGAGUCGUGGUUCGAAGUGUCCACAGAUGGCGAUGGAAGGGUGAAAAUCAAGGUGUUCAACAGCUUGAGCAACAACUACCUGAGGUUCAGCGAUGCAGCCUACGGCAACUGCGUUUUUGCUGAUGGAAACUCCAACGGCUACCCACCUCCCACCUUGUUUUGGCCAGUCAAGGUCAACAAUAGUACGGUCGCUCUCAAAUGCUUGAGCAACGACAAAUUUUGCACUCGGCACACUGGUUAUAUACAAGACGGUCUGAACGUGAAUGAGACUAGUACCACCAUUUCAAACUUGUCACGCUUCAGGCUGGAAGAGCUUGUUCUCUCUAGGAGAAUAUACAAUACCGACUUCGACCUUAAGAAUGCCAUAAUCUACGGCGAGACCCCGGUCACCAUGGCCACUGCAAAUGCCACCAACAACACCUCAGUAGACAACACUGUGGAAUUCAAGUUUGCUUACACGGAAAGUAAGAGCUGCAUUUGGAGUGCCAGCCACUCGUGGAUGGUGGGCGUGAGUGCCACCGUCGACUUCAAAGUUCCGUUUAUCGGCGGUACUGAGGUCACUGUUUCCGCAGAAUAUUCCGGAUCAUACGAGUGGGGAGAGACAAUUACAUCCGAAAACACAUUGGAGACCACCUACACGGUUACAUGCAGUGCCGACACACACUUCUAUAUCUGUGAGCCUGAUGGCAACCAAGGGAAAAUGCGACAUGCCUUACUCGUAUUAUCAGCGGGACGUGCUUUAUAA
Rosa rugosa (rugosa rose) is the source of this 834-nucleotide messenger RNA. RefSeq lists its product as uncharacterized. The record is from RefSeq and is a predicted model, not a curated record. Lineage: Eukaryota; Viridiplantae; Streptophyta; Magnoliopsida; Rosales; Rosaceae. The coding region runs from base 1 to 834 and encodes 277 amino acids. The transcript has a single exon.